AUGGGCGACUACUACCAACACUUCCUGUCCUCCAUGUCAGGGGCAGGACUCCACCAAACCCAGGGUAUGCAGAAUAUACCUCCAGGUCAGCCAUAUCAAGGAAUGCCACUGUCUAUGAGCACUUCGCCUGUGAGUGAGACUCAGAGCCCUGGAUUGUUCACUGGGAACGUUUUCACAGCCGUAUACGACGCAUCAAAGCCGAAAAACCGCAAGAAAUCUACUGGGGUGGCCCCCGCGGCGGACUCGGUUAAACACCGAAGGACGCGGUCUGGUUGCUACACAUGUCGAAGCCGGCGCGUCAAGUGUGACGAGAAGAGACCUAUAUGCGACCGUUGCCAAAAAGGAAGUCGGGAAUGUGUGUAUCCUGAUCCACCACCAUCGAAGGGAAGUGGCGGGCAGCCUUCCCGAAAGAGCUCAUCGGCCUCAACAACACCAGCCAGCCCCUUAUCCUCAACUGGGGAAGGAGACGAAGACACGGAACCCAAGUCCAAGUUAGAGACAAUCUACGACGAAGAUGAAUCCACUGAGCCAUGGCUUCCGAGCUCUACGCAGACGAUGCGGAGCCGCCAGGACUCUGAGACGCCAUCACAGGACGACAACAAGAGUGUUUCUCCAGCAGCAUCCAGUACUUUUCUCAGCACGCCUCUGCAGCCCGUUGAUCCUUCGUUGACAAAUGAGGGUCGACCUGAUUGGAGCUCCCUCCCUCCUGAUUUUCAAUAUUAUCUCAGUUGGUUCGAUAAAAACGUGACGUAUUUCCAUUACGGGGUGAACAACGACGUCGAAGAUUUCUUCAAGACAACUCUUCCGGUACUGGCAGCGCAAAACGAGGCCCUUCUCAACGCGCUCGUAGGAUUUGCCGCGUACCAGGCAACUUUACAAGAUCCGAAUGGCAAGCUGCAGGAUUUUCUCAGAUAUUACAACAGAAGCGUGACGCUCCUCUUAACAUCUUUCAGACGAAAGGAAAAGGGUAAUGUUGCCCUUUUGGUGACAAUUCUUCAGCUUGGGAGUAUAGAGGAGUAUUUGGGCGAUUGGGUCAAUCUCAUGGGUCAUCAAAAAGCUGCUUUUGAAGUUUUCUCCAGCUUGUAUACGCCGCAAACUGCGAUCCAAACAGCGAUUGGAAGAACUUGUCUUAAUUGGAUUGCUAGGUUCGACAUCUUUGUGGCGAUUAUGGGUGGAUUUCCGGCAAUGUUACCGCGGGAGUAUCUGGAAGAGUUGGUGAAUUUCUAUUCAGCUCGAGUUGCCGCGGAGCCAGACGAACUGAGUUGGAAAGUGGCAGGUCGGUUGGCCGAGACUCGAAAAUUUGGAUGGGAUAUGGCGUUGCUUUACGCUCGAGGUGCCCGGGGGCAGAUCUCAGCGUCAGCAUUUCAACAGGAACAUGAGCGACUGACCGUCGAGCUGACAGAGUGGAGAGCGAACUGGGAUUCAAGUCUCACUGACCCGAAGUACCUCGUAACAGACUUCGGCAACCAACAGCCAGACCCGACCGAUAUUGUCAACCCGUACGAACCUGGAACCUUGUACAAUUUCCCGAUAUUUACUACCACAGUGGCCGAUACGGAAUGGCAUUCCAUGAUGAUCAUGCACAAGUCGCAAUCGUCGAAAAUCGGUUCUGAACCCCUCAUGAAAAACUUGUAUGAACAUUCGCUCGCGCUGUGUCGAAACUACGAGACAAUCGAGUUUUGGCCCCAUUCUCCCAACGGGGUGAUCACGCUUUUGCAGCCACAUAUUCAGCUUGGCGCUUUGUUUCUUCCGCAGGACUCGCGCCAUCGGAUGUGGGCGAGGCGGAAGUUCGCAUUUUCAGAACAAAUGGGCCAUAUAAUGUCAUUCUCGCUAAGGCAGAAAGUAGCAAGGAUUUUCCAGGAACCCUCGUGCGCGCGUUGGUGGAUGCCCAAUGACGAAGGUUUCACCCCUGUUCUUCAGCGUAUCCGCGAGUUUGCCGAUGAGAGAAAUGCAGUUGCUGUGACGGCCCAGCAGGAGAGUGUCCGAGAGGUACGACAUAUAUUCGAAAAGUUGGAUAUGAGCGACGACGGAAGCUCGGCUGGGAGCAGAAGAGGAAGCACUUGA
Clonostachys byssicola is the source of this 2064-nucleotide messenger RNA. The record is from the annotation of a GenBank genome assembly. Lineage: Eukaryota; Fungi; Ascomycota; Sordariomycetes; Hypocreales; Bionectriaceae.